Messenger RNA from Pyrus x bretschneideri (Chinese white pear), 3608 nucleotides. RefSeq names its product LRR receptor-like serine/threonine-protein kinase RGI2. The coding region runs from base 118 to 3417 and encodes 1099 amino acids. The transcript is spliced from 2 exons. Gene Ontology annotation, cellular component: plasma membrane. The record is from RefSeq and is a predicted model, not a curated record. Gene Ontology annotation, biological process: hormone-mediated signaling pathway; protein phosphorylation. Gene Ontology annotation, molecular function: protein kinase activity; protein binding; ATP binding. NCBI's taxonomy places the organism in Eukaryota, Viridiplantae, Streptophyta, Magnoliopsida, Rosales, Rosaceae.
AUAUAUAUUUCCCAAUCUAUCAAUGCAACUAUGCUAUGUCGCCCAAUUGGAAAACCAACUUAAAAGAUUUGUAAGUGUACAUCUCUUUAGUUCUUUGAAGGAUCACAUGUAGAGAGAAUGAAAAAUAGCAGUGUUGUUGCCAACCUCAUCAUGCCAAGCAAUUCAAUCACUAUCAUUCUUUUGCUUCUCAGCAUCUUUCUGUUUCCUUCCAUCUCUGCUCUGAACCAAGAGGGUAUCUCCCUCCUUUCAUGGCUUUCAACCUUCAAUUCUUCUUCCUCUGCCGCCUUCUUCUCUUCAUGGACUCCUGCUGAUCAGGAUCCAUGCAAAUGGGAUUAUAUCAGAUGUUCCAGUAACGGGUUUGUUUCCAAAAUCAGAAUCAUCUCGAUCCAUAUUCCUACUAGCUUCCCAAUCCAGCUCCUCUCCUUCAACUAUCUCACCACUCUUGUACUCUCAAAUGGGAACCUCACUGGAGAAAUCCCACGCUCGAUUGGAAACUUGUCUUCGCUUAUCACCCUUAAUCUCAGCUUCAAUGCUCUAACAGGAGAUAUUCCACAAGAGAUAGGAAAGUUAUCCAACCUGCAGUUGUUAUCACUCAAUUCAAAUUCAUUGCAUGGUGCAAUUCCCAUAGAAAUUGGAAACUGUUCAAAGCUUCAACAGCUUGAAGUGUAUGACAACCAUCUAUCCGGAAAGGUUCCUGCAGAAAUAGGCCAGUUGUUAGCUCUGGAAGUUUUUCGUGCAGGCGGGAAUCCUGGAAUUCAUGGAGAAAUUCCAAUGCAAAUAUCAAAGUGCAAGAGUCUAACUAUUCUUGGCCUUGCAGCUACCGGAAUCACAGGGAAGAUUCCAAGCAGUGUUGGAGAACUAAAAAAUCUUCAAACUCUUUCGGUCUAUACUGCAAACCUCACAGGUGACAUCCCUCCGGAAAUUGGUAAUUGUUCAGCCUUACGAAAUUUGUUUCUGUAUGACAACCAGCUUUCUGGUCAAAUUCCUGGUGAGCUUGGUCUGUUGAAAAGGCUUAAAAGAGUUCUGCUAUGGAAGAACAAUCUAAGUGGAAGCAUUCCGAGCGCACUAGGGAACUGUUUGGAUUUGAUAGUUAUCGAUUUCUCAAUUAAUCAUCUGAGUGGUGAAAUUCCUCUCUCUUUUGCAAAUUUAGUGGCACUGGAGGAGUUUCUGCUGUCUGAGAAUCAGAUAUCAGGCAACAUACCACCUUUAUUCGGAAACUUGUCAAACUUAAAGCAACUUGAAUUGGACAACAACAGAUUUGCAGGCGUGAUUCCACCUGUCAUUGGGCAGCUAAAAGAACUUACUCUGUUCUAUGCCUGGAAUAAUCAGCUCCAUGGAAGCAUACCAAAUGAGCUGGCCAAUUGUGAGAAACUUCAAGCGCUGGAUCUUUCACACAAUCUCCUCACUGGGUCAGUUCCAAGUUCUCUCUUUGACCUCAAGAACUUAACUCAAUUGUUGCUGAUAUCAAAUCAAUUUUUAGGAGAAGUUCCAAGGAAUAUCGGUAGCUGCACCGGCUUGGUCCGCUUAAGGCUGGGAUCAAACAACUUCACAGGCCAAAUUCCAUCAGAACUUCGACUCCUGCAUAGAUUGAGCUUCCUUGAAUUGUCAGAAAAUCAAUUUACUGGGGAAAUUCCUCCUGAUAUCGGAAACUGCACUCAGUUAGAAAUGGUUGACUUGCAUGGAAAUCAGCUGCAAGGCAUGAUUCCUUCGUCUUUGCAAUUCCUUACUGGUCUUAAUGUUUUAGACCUUUCCAUGAACCAGAUAGAAGGCACGAUUCCUGAAGAGUUGGGCAAGCUAACAUCCCUAAACAAACUGGUCAUCAAUGGAAAUCGCAUCACAGGUUCCAUUCCUAAAUCAUUGGGCCUAUGCAAGGAUUUGCAGUUGUUAGAUAUGAGCAGCAACAAUAUCACUGGCACCAUCCCAGAUGAGAUCGGACACUUGCAAGAGCUAGAUAUUCUCUUGAAUCUGAGUUGGAAUUCUCUGAGAGGCCCCAUUCCAGAAAGCUUCUCAAAUCUCUCAAAACUCGCCAAUAUGGACCUCUCCCAUAAUUUUUUGACAGGAAGCCUCAGAGUACUGGGUAGUCUUGACAACCUCGUGUCCCUAAAUGUCUCACACAAUGACUUCUCAGGUCCACUUCCCAAUACUAAUUUCUUCAAAGACAUUCCACCAACUGCGUUUGCUGGUAACCCGAAGCUGUGUAUCAACAGAAAUCAGUGCCACUUGAAUGACAACCUGCACGACAAGAAAUCAAUCAGAUAUCUACUUGUUUGCGCUCUUCUUAGCGUGACUGCAACCAUCAUGGUUAUGCUUGCUGGAAUAUUUUUAUUUGUCAGAAUUUGUGGAAUCACAUUUGGGAUGCACAGUGAACAAGAAAAUGAUCUGGUGUGGGCUUUCACCCCAUUUCAAAAGCUUAAUUUUUCUGUUAAUGAUAUUGUGACUGGGCUAUCAGAAUCAAACGUUGUGGGAAAGGGUUGCUCGGGAAUGGUUUAUCGUGUGGAGACUCCAACGAAGCAGGUCAUUGCAGUGAAGAAGUUAUGGCCGGUAAAUAAUGGCGAGCUCCCAGAGAGGGACUUGUUUACGACAGAAGUUCAUACUCUUGGAUCAAUUAGGCAUAAAAACAUAGUGAGGCUUCUGGGGUGUUGUAACAAUGGAAAAACCAGACUUCUUUUGUUCGAUUACAUCGCGAAUGGGAGUUUGGCCAGCUUGCUACACGAGAAGAGGCUGUUCUUGGAUUGGGAUGCAAGGUACAAGAUUGUACUGGGAGCAGCUCAGGGUUUAGCUUAUCUCCAUCACGAUUGUAUACCUCAAAUAGUUCAUCGAGAUAUCAAGGCUAACAACAUCUUGGUUGGACCACAGUAUGAAUCUUUUAUAGCAGAUUUUGGCAUUGCAAAGCUUUUGAAUUCUCCAGAAUGCUGCAAAGCCUCCAACACAGUUGCAGGUUCUUAUGGCUACAUUGCUCCAGAAUAUGGAUACAGUUUGAGGAUCACAGAGAAGAGCGAUGUGUAUAGCUAUGGAGUGGUCCUCCUGGAGGUCCUGACCGGGAAGGAACCAAUGGAUAACAAGAUCCCGGAAGGUGCCCAUAUUGUCACUUGGGUGAAUACGGAACUUAGAGUAAGGAAAAGAGAUUUCACAUCAGUUCUAGACCAGCAGCUAAUUUUGCUAUCAGGGACACAAACCCAAGAGAUGCUUCAAGUGCUUGGGGUGGCUCUUCUCUGUGUGAAUCCUUGCCCGGAGGAAAGGCCAACUAUGAAAGAUGUAACGGCAAUGCUCAAGGAGAUUCGACAUGAGAACGAGGAUUGUGAAAAACCAGAUUUUCUUGGCAAAGGAGUUGCUACAAACCGAAACGCUACAGUUCACAGUUCUAGUUUCUCCAGGUCAUCUGAACCUCUAAUUGGAUCACCUUCUUGUUCUCCAUAAACUCCUGAAGUUAUCGCUCCUGUUCAUUGAUUUGAGUUUAACUUCUUGUUCAGAUUUUUUUUUUUUUUUAAGUACAAUUUGUAUAGUUAAUGUUUUGUAGUAGCAAUAAGACGUGUUUAUGGUGUUUCACCGACUCAGGUGCACACAGUAGAAGUAAAAGUAAAAUCUCCCGAGCUAGUAGUUCAGUACAA